Molecule: messenger RNA, 1395 nt
Organism: Varroa destructor (honeybee mite)
Lineage: Eukaryota; Metazoa; Arthropoda; Arachnida; Mesostigmata; Varroidae
Biological process (GO): protein phosphorylation
Molecular function (GO): ATP binding; protein kinase activity
Source: RefSeq, a predicted model, not a curated record
UCGCGCAUACUAUAGAUAGUCGCGUUGUUUUACUUAUCAGGACGGAUAGUGAUGCUGAGACAGUCGUCAAUUAUAUUGUUGAAACACAACGCCUGUCUUUAACUAGUCACCAUUGACUGAGAGAAACGAUGAUGAGGGAAAGAUCAUGACGAGGUUGUUUAAGACCCACCUAAAAUUAUGUCCCAGAGAUUCCAUCGUCGUACCCUGCUGUCAGUCACACCGGAAGUUCGUCAGCAUCCGUAUGUCGUUCGACCAGUCUAUUGAUCAUUGUCACCAACAGUACCAAUAGCGGGCACACAAAGAUGGGAGAAAGAGUGUCAAAAUUCAAAACAAUUUUCUCCAUAGUAAGAGGCUGGAAAAAUGCGCUUGUGUUGGAUUUUGUGGGUAACGAUAAUAUUGGUUGGUAUAAAGGAUGUCUAUGGGCUACACCUUCGCCAGGAGUGGGAGAGCGAAGUACGUCGAUUUAUGACUGUCCGUUUGAAGAUGACCAAAAGGCCAAGGUAGCAGAGUUCACGGCCCGUUACCGGCAGCUGACGCGAGCACCAAGUGCAGCAAAAUGUCUGGAUGAAUGCGCGAACGGCAGAACUAGAACCUUUCGCGGCACCCUGUACUAUAUGGCUCCUGAAAUUAUGUGCAGAAAGUAUUACGGCAAAGAAGUAGACUGGUGGACGGUGGGCAUAACGACCCAUGCACUUCUCUAUGGUAAGUCACCUCUCCAGGUUAUGCAUUCGAGGUAUAACGAAGAAAAGCUACGGCAGACCAUAGGAGAUGGUUUUUCGCAGGAUUAUUUUAAGGACGUUAGCGAUGCAGCCAAAGACUUCAUGUAUUGGACACUUCGGGUCGAUCCGAUGUUCCGUUUAGGCGUCCAGCGACCGGGACAAAGCCCUAUGAAAAGGCAUGUUUUCUUUGUUGGAAUAGAUUUCAAAGCACUAUAUCUGCAAAGAAUACUGUUUCCCAGAUUUCCGUAUAUGCCUGUUCCACUCGAAUUUAUCGAACCAUCAAGGGAUGAACUUCGCUUUCAAACUCCUGCCAUAAAUAUAAAUGAUGAUGAAUAUGAUUGCUUCUAAAACACGGUUAGGCGAAGCCAGUUAACGAAAGUCUAUUGCAUAGUUUUCGCAUAGAUACACGCCGCCAUUUCAGCGCGACCAGGCGCCCCUUAGGGUCGUAAGACUGGUAAAAGGAAGGUAGACUUUUACGUGAGGUACAUAGCAAUUGCCUAAACGCGCCUGUGUACUUUCUGAAGCGGACGUUGUAUGAUUUGAAACAGGCCGAUCGGGUUUGAGACAAAUGAUUUGGUGAAGUUCAAUAGCGCUUCAGUACUCUAUCGAAGAAGUAUCAAACUCGUGCUAUCCCCGAAUUCUUAUGAUGUUUGAAAGAAGCUCGCUGGUUGUAAUA